GUCGCCGGUGGGUAGUCAAGGGCCUUAGUUACCUGCGAAAGGAAGGGAGCAACGCCGGCAACGUCGAGCAGCUACAGGGAAGACAGAUCUGGAGCUAAAGCCGAUCGACGGUAAGAGAAGGCAAAAAAGGAGAGCCGACCCACAGUAAAAGAAGGUGAGGAGAGGUCCGAUCUUGGUAGCCGGCACCGGUAGGAGAGGAAAGAUUCGACUGUCGAUAGGAGAUCUGGUUGGUGAGCUUGCCGUCGAUCAAAGAACAAUGAAUGAGAAACAAGGAGUACCGACUGGUGGUUGAGAGAGAGAUUGGAGCGGCACCUUCGAAAAGGGAGCUUGGGUCGCCAAUCGACGACAGGAGACGAAAAGGUAGCCGACGGUGUCGCCGGUUAGGGAGGUCCGAUUUGGGGUGGCUGUUAGAGAGAGAGGGAGCUGGUGAGAUUUUAGAGAGAAGGUAGAGAGAUUUGUUUCUAGAGAGAGAAGUUGAAGAGAGAAAAUGGGAAGAAAGGAAGAAAAUGAAGCUUAAAUAGCUAAGAGCUGGGGCAUGUGAAACAACACCGUUUUGGGCACCAGGGGGCUAUUGAGCAGGAGACCAACACGGUGCGUUUUGAAAAGAGGCCACGCAGACCUUAGGGAGGCAGUUUAGUUGGAGCAGGCCGGCAUUUGGGCCGCUUCUAGCCCGCUAAGAUAUGGAACAUCAGUUGGAAGCAAGGAUAAGUGCACUAGAGCGCAAUCAAGAAGAGUUCAGACAUGAUCUUAGAGAGAUGAAAGGAUAGAUUGCCAAAUUGAUGGAAAUGGUUAAAUGUCUCAACAGAACCAAUGUGAUUCACCCUCAAGAAUUCCAAUCGCUUCAAACCGAACCACGCCUCAAGCAACCAUUGAAGGAAGGCCAAUUUGUCCUUGAUAAGACCAAUAUUUCACUUAGUGACCCAAGUAAAGAUCAAGGUUUGGAAAAAGUUAUGAAAAGAAUGGACGAGUUGAAUAUGCAGAUGGUUGAAUUGAAGGGCUCAAUAUCCAAGAUGGGACCUCUAAGCUCUGCACCACCUUUAAACAAUGGUUUGCCACUGAGCACAUGCUUCCAACCUACCCCUUUUCGACCAACUUUUCAACCCAUGAACAUUGGUCUGCAUCCAAGUUUUCACCCUUGCCCAAGCAUUUUUCGACCACCUUCUCAACAAGCUCCUCGAGCCCAACUGUUCACACCAUCACCUAUCACCCUUGCUCCUAGCCUAGGUGUCAUCCAAAAACAAUCCAAAAGGAAACAACAUAAGCAAUUGGAUCCCAUUCCCAUUUUUUAUGGAGAACUUUUUCAGCAAUUGGUUCAGGAUCACCUUGUUGCUGCUAUGCCUAUAGAACCCUUGAAACCUCCAUAUCCAAAAUGGUAUAAUCCAAAUGCAAGAUGCGAUUAUCAUGGUGGAGUCAUGGGACAUUCCAUUGAAGAUUGUACUACAUUCAAGCAUAAGGUACAAGCACUGACAGAUGUAAAGUGGUUUGAUCUAGCAAAGAUGGUCGGACAGGGUGAUAAGGUAUCCAAAUAGGCAUCUAGGUGGCAAAAGUGGACUUUGUUAGGACUUUUUCUUUUUGAGUAAAAGUUUUUAAGGUUUUAGGAUAUUUAAUGUUUAGACAUAGAUGUGCUUAAUUUCUUUUGAAGUUUGGAUUUAUG
Messenger RNA from Theobroma cacao (cacao), 1654 nucleotides. NCBI's taxonomy places the organism in Eukaryota, Viridiplantae, Streptophyta, Magnoliopsida, Malvales, Malvaceae. The record is from RefSeq and is a predicted model, not a curated record.